AAAGUUUUGGAGUUCUGUAAACGGAAAAAAAAGGAACACCGCAAAAUGUUUGCACUGUGAAUGCUUGAGAGCAGUCAUGGAAUGAGCAAAAACAGUUAAUUUUAUUUUCUACAUUGUUUGCGUUUUUCUCAGUGCUUUACUUUUUGUUUCGAAAUCUGAUAAAUUUUGUCAAAUUUCUUUAUUAGUCAAAAAUCACGGAGAAAUUCGUCUUGCCAAAAUCUUACCAUCUUUUCUAAUUUGUGGCAAGCAAUAGUUCAAAUUUUAAGAAGCAUGGAAGAUUUCUGAAAUUUGGUCUCAAUCGAGGUGAAAACACAAUGUUAUUGAAUUUAUAACGUAUUUUUUGGCUAAAUAGUUUUUCUUUAUUCUGAGGAGUUGUACCGUGUGGUAGAAAAUGCACUUAUGAAACGAAUAUUUUCGUAGGAAGAAAUGUUGCAGUCUUUGCAUUAAAUUGCUUAAAAUCCUUGCUCAAAAUACACUGUACUGAAAAUUUAGGGUUUCUCAUUGUAUUUUACGCUUGCAACGAUGGCACCUUCUAAGCGUCUUAGUGAUGGAGGCACACCUGGUCAACAGCGUUCGAUCUCAUCUUUUUUCUCUCCCGGUAAACCCUCGACGCCUGCAAAUGUAAAAUCACAGCGGCCCAUUUCGUCAUAUUUUUCGCUGGGGCCUAAUUCCACACCCGAGAGUAUUAAGAAACCUGUUUUGUGCAUUGGUCCUUCGAAGACUCCAUCGAAACCUACAGUAGAAAUUCCUUCAGAAUUGCCUUCCAAAAGACCUCAACCUGAAAACACACCAGUCGAGGAGCCUUCUUUUGCUAAAGUGAAAAGACGACGUGUUAGUGCCGAGGCUGCUUUUGAGUCUCCGUGCGAUGGAACCUCAAAACAUAACCCCAAAACCCCAAACCUUGACCAUGAAACCUUGAAUCUAAUUCCUAAUAGUUCAGACUCCAGGCCUGAUGCUCUAAUAGGAAAGAAGCUCAAGGUGUACUGGCCCAUGGAUGAUGCCUGGUACGAAGGGUGUCUAAAGUCUUACGAUCAGGCUUCAGGAAGGCAUGUUGUUUUAUAUGACGACGGCGAGGAGGAACAUGUUGUGCUUGCUGAGGAGAAAGUCGAAUGGUUGGAGAAUGAUAGUAAAAUAACUCCUGCUCCACAUCGGUUUCGUCGGUUAAGGAAACUAGGUGAGAAGGAUUCCAAGAACGGAAAUGCUUCGAGUCCUGUGGAUGGUGAUGUGGAACUUGUUUCAGAGUUCAAAAUGGAAGUGGAGUCCCCAAGUUGUGAUAGGAUUAAAGGUGCAUCUGUCCAGCGGAAAGUUCAGUUUAGUGGUGAAGACGAAGAAAGUGAAGGGGAUUAUGAUUCUGAUGAAGAUUGGGGCAAAAAUGCAAAGAAUGUUGACAGUACUGAUGACAGUGACAGUGAAGAGAACGGAGAACUUGAAAAGGAGGAGGUGCAACAGAGGCGGAAGGGAGCUAAAAAAAAUACAACACAAACAGCUCGUGGCAAAAAUAAAAAUAUAACAAAAGCAAAAGGUGUGUCAAAAUUGGAUAAUAUUUGCCCUUCAUCGGAAUGGAAAGUCAAAAUGCCUUCUGUAUUGCUCGGUUCCAAGCAGGGAAAUAAAAGUGGGAUGAAGCCUUUCGGGCAGGAUGAUGGCGGAGGUCUUCCUCAAAAGCCGGAGGCUUUGCAAGAUAAGAUAUUUGGGGAUGAGAUUCCGAUUACUCUUACUGGAGAAAUUGCAGAACGUUUCAAUAAUCGGACAAAAAAGUUCAAAUUCCUUUUUGAGGGUCGCAGGGAUGCAAAUGGAAAAAAACCUGAGGAUCCAGAGUAUGAUCCAAGAACGCUGUACUUACCCAAAGACUUUUUGAAGGGUCUAACAGGUGGGCAGCGACAAUGGUGGGAGUUCAAGUCCCAGCAUAUGGACAAGGUUCUGUUCUUCAAGAUGGGCAAAUUUUAUGAGCUAUUUGAGAUGGAUGCACAUAUCGGAGCUUUGGAACUUGAUUUGCAAUAUAUGAAGGGAGGGCAGCCUCACUGCGGAUUUCCUGAAAAGAACUUCACUGACAAUGUGGAGAAACUAGCUCAGAAGGGCUAUCGUGUGCUUGUUGUGGAACAAACUGAAACACCAGAUCAACUUGAGCAAAGAAGGAAAGAAACAGGAAGCAAGGAAAAGGUUGUAAAACGAGAGAUAUGUGCAGUAAUUACAAAAGGAACAAUGACUGAGGGUGGGAUGCUAGCAACAUGUCCUGAUGCUAAUUACAUGAUGUCAAUAACUGAAAGAAUUCAACUUUCUGGAAUUGAGAAUCAUGCUGCUUCUGUUAUAGGUGUGUGUGUUGCAGAUGCUUCAACCAGUAGAUUUAUACUGGGUCAGUUUACAGAUGAUUCAACAAGGAGUCGGUUAUGUUCAUUACUCUCUGAGAUAAGACCAGUGGAACUUAUCAAGCCUCGUGGCAUGCUUUUUGAUGAAACAGAAAGGGUCUUGAGGGACUGCACAAGGAAACCUCUGAUCAAUAAUUUAGCUCCUGGUAGAGAGUUUUGGGAUGCUCAAACGUCUCUUUUUGAGAUUAAAAAACUCUAUAAAUUGUUUUGUGAUAGGUCAAAAUCAAGUAGUGUAACCACUGACAAAGCUAAAUACAAUUCUAGUUCUAGUACUGAACAUAACACCGAAAUAGAGAAUCUACCUGAUGUGAUUUGCCAAGUAGUAAGGGCAGGGGAAAAUGGGGAGCUUGCUCUUUCUGCAUUUGGAGGUUGUCUCUUUUAUUUGAGACAGGUUUUGUUGGAUCAGAGUUUGCUCAGUUUUGGCAAACUUGAGACUAUGCCUUGUUCAGAUUUUGCAACUACUCAGCUUACAACUGGUGAAAGCAAACAAGAUUGUCAUCUCCGAGGUACUUCUCUUGUUGAACCAUACAUGGUUCUUGAUGCAGCUGCCUUGGAGAAUCUUGAGAUCCUGGAGAACAACAAAGAUGGUAGCAGCUUGGGGACACUUUUUACACAAGUAGAUCACUGUAUAACAGCAUUUGGUAAAAGGUUACUAAGGAGAUGGCUAGUGAGACCUUUGAAAAGUGUGGAGUCAAUUUUGGAACGCCAAAAUGCUAUAGCAGAAAUAAAGGGUGCUGCCACAGAUUCUGCAGUUAAUUUUCGAAAAGAAUUGGCUAGGCUGCCUGAUAUGGAGCGAUUGCUUGCACGCCUCUAUGCAAGCAGUGAGGCUGCUGGGAGAAAUGCCAACAAAGUAGUUCUUUAUGAAGAUGCAGCAAAAAAGAAACUUCAAGAAUUUAUUGCUGCUCUUCGUGGAUGCCAAUCAAUGGUACAAGCUUGUGUAUCUUUCAAGGCAACUAUGAAGGAGAUGAAAUCCACUUUGUUGCAGCAUAACUUGACUCCAGGAAGAGGUCUACCUGAUGUGAAGCCAAUUAUGAAGCAAUUUGUAACUGCUUUUGAUUGGUCAGAAGCAGAGAAAACUGGCCGAAUUCUGCCCUGUGAGGGUGUGGAUAAGGAUUAUGAUAUGGCUAAUCAAAGAGUGAGAGAAAUUGAAACAGGUUUUGCAAAACAUUUGGAAAUGCAACAGAUGCUGUUUGGAAGUGAUGCCAUGCAGAUUACUUAUGUUACUGUGGGGAAAGAACAAUACCAAAUAGAGAUACCUGAAAGUAUGCUGGCAAAAGUGCCUCAAGAGUAUGAGGCUCGGUCAUCAAGAAAGGGAUACCGUAGGUUCUGGACGCCAAAGAUAAAAGAGCUAUUGCAAGAACUUUCUGAUGCACAAAUUCAAAGAGAGGCAUCCUUGAGGGGCAUAUUACAAGGUUUAGUUAGACAAUUUUGUGAACAUCAUCACGUUUGGCGAUGCAUUGUUAAUUUGGUUGCAGAGAUGGAUGUAUUGAUAAGUUUAGCAUUUGCAAGUGAUUAUUUUGAUGGACCUACAUGUAGACCAACUGUCAGAUAUGCUAACAAGUUCUCAUCUGAUGAAGUUGAAGCCCCUUUUAUCUAUGCUAAAGGAUUGCGACAUCCAAUUUUAGCCGGUUUAGCUGCCAGUGGAUCCUUUGUCCCAAAUGAUGUCAAUAUUGGUGGCCUUAAAAAUUCUAGUUUUAUGCUUCUAACAGGACCAAAUAUGGGUGGAAAAUCAACUCUUCUUCGGCAAGUGUGCUUGGCAAUUAUUUUGGCCCAGCUUGGGGCAGAUGUCCCUGCUGAAGAAUUUCAACUUUCGCCAGUUGAUCGUGUAUUUGUUCGUAUGGGAGCAAGGGAUCACAUCAUGGCUGCUCAAAGUACUUUCCUUGUUGAACUCUCAGAGACUGCGAGUAUGCUGUCAUCUGCAACGAGAGAUUCAUUUGUGGCAUUGGAUGAACUUGGACGCGGAACUGCAACUUCUGAUGGUCAGGCUAUUGCACAUGCAGUGCUGGAGCAUUUGUCACAUAGGAUUGGAUGCCGUGGCAUGUUUUCUACUCACUAUCAUCACCUAGCCACGGAUUAUCAAAAUGAUCCAACUGUUGGUCUGUACCACAUGGGUUGUAAAGUUGGAACGCGAGUUGGGGGUGCAGAAGAGGUGACAUUUUUGUACAAAAUCACUCCGGGUGCAUGUCCAAAGAGUUAUGGGGUGAAUGUAGCCCGACUUGCAGGAAUGCCAGACACGAUACUUGAAAGAGCUGUGAAACAAUCUGCAGAUUUUGAGAGGCAGUAUGGGCAGAGGACAAUUGGACGUGAUGCUAGGCCUUUGACCUCUAUUAUUUGCAAGGAGGGAAUGCUGUUGGAAGAGGUUAUAAAUGUUAUAAAUAAUAUCCAUAGUUCACAAAUUGCAACAGCUACCAAGAUGAAUAAUCUGGUUGGAGUGUGGCAAAAAUUAGUGCCAUUUGCUGCAAAAGAUUAUGUUCACACCAAGUCAUCGUCAGGAGCAUCUCUGUUUGAUGAUCAUUCUCUUUGUAGCACAAUUCCAAUAGAAAUGUAAUUAUAAUGUUUAAUAAUCCAUGUAGUUGUCAUGAAAAGGAUGGUUGCUAGGUUUUUUGCGCACACUAGUUAUCAUGGAACCAGGACCGUCGGUAUAUAUUUUUCUCCAUAGAAUUUGUUGGUGCGAAAAUUGUCUACAACUGUUUGGCAUGCUAGCUCAUUUUUGAAGAAUGUUCUGCAGUGUGGUGGGAUGCCAAUUUCAAUGGAAAGUUUUAUAUGGUGCAGCAUGAUGCAGCUUGUCACAGUGGAAUGAUUUUUCUUUCUAGGACCUAUGUAAAUCAUGCAAUGCAAUGUAAAUUCUCUGGUGCAAUUUUUCAUCUAGUAUUACUUGUGUUAAGCUCUUGCUGUGUUAUCAUUAGCUCGCCAUCCUCAUUGACAGGCCUUCAGUCAUCUUGAUAAAUGAUUAUUUUUGCAAAGUACAAUAAGAUCGUGCAUAUGUUAUGUACCUUUAGUGA
Messenger RNA from Cryptomeria japonica (Japanese cedar), 5365 nucleotides. Its product is annotated as DNA mismatch repair protein MSH6. Gene Ontology annotation, cellular component: nucleus. The coding region runs from base 523 to 4911 and encodes 1462 amino acids. The transcript is spliced from 21 exons. The record is from RefSeq and is a predicted model, not a curated record. NCBI's taxonomy places the organism in Eukaryota, Viridiplantae, Streptophyta, Pinopsida, Cupressales, Cupressaceae. Gene Ontology annotation, biological process: mismatch repair. Gene Ontology annotation, molecular function: mismatched DNA binding; ATP-dependent DNA damage sensor activity; ATP binding.